AUGGCAGCUCCUGUCUUGGUUUUGAGUCAAGGUGCUAAAAGGGAAACCGGUAGAAAAGCACAAGCUGGUAAUAUUAGGGCUGCUAAAGCUGUUGCAGACGUUAUUCGAACAUGCUUAGGGCCAAGAUCAAUGUUAAAGAUGUUGAUGGAUCCAAUGGGUGGAAUUGUUAUGACAAAUGACGGAAAUGCUAUACUUCGCGAGAUGCAUGUACAACAUCCUGCAGCCAAGUCGAUGAUCGAGAUUAGCAGAACACAGGACGAAGAAGUAGGCGAUGGUACAACUUCAGUAAUUGUAUUAACUGGAGAGUUAUUAGCCGUAGCUGAGCCCUUUCUAGAACAGAAAAUACACCCUACUGUAAUAAUUAAUGCUUUUCGUCGGGCUCUUGAUGAUAUUAUCAAACUAACUAAGGAAAAAUUCAGUGUCACUGUUGAUACAUCUAAAGAUGCGGAACUAACUAAAAUCGUUAGUAGCUCCCUGGGGACUAAAUUUAUUAAAAAAUGGUCAGGUUUAGCCUGUAAGAUUGCAAUUGAUGCUGUUCGUACAGUAUUUUUAGAAGAGAAUGGACGAAAAGAAAUUGAUAUCAAAAGAUAUGCAAAAGUUGAAAAGGUCCCAGGUGGAACUAUGGAAGAAUCAUGUGUUCUUAACGGGAUUAUGAUCAAUAAAGAUAUAACUCACCCAAAGAUGAGAAGGAGGAUAGAAAAUCCCAGAAUUCUUUUAUUAGAUUGUAACUUGGAAUAUAAGAAAGGGGAAAGUCAAACAAGCUUAGAAAUUACAAAGGAAGAAGACUUUAGUCGUAUAUUGGAGCUGGAAGAAAAUUACAUCAAGCAAAUCUGUGAUGACAUUAUUGCUUUGAAACCAGAUUUGGUUAUCACUGAAAAAGGAGUUUCAGAUCUCGCUCAGCAUUAUUUGGUAAAAAAUAAUAUAACCGCUAUUCGACGCGUUCGAAAGACGGAUAACAACAGAAUCGCUAGGGCUUGUGGAGCGACUGUAUGUCAUCGAACAGAUGAAUUACAAGAUCAAGAUAUUGGUACCGAAGCUGGGCUCUUCGAGAUCAGGAAAAUUGGAGACGAGUAUUUCACCUUUAUCGUUGAGUGCAAGGAUCCAAAGGCUUGUACUAUUCUUUUACGUGGUGCUAGUAAGGAUAUAUUAAUGGAAGUUGAGAGAAAUUUGCAGGAUGCUAUGUGUGUCGCACGGAAUAUUAUCAUUGACCCUAAACUUGUUCCUGGUGGUGGAGCAAUUGAAAUGGCACUCUCACAGGCAUUAGAUCAGAAAGCGAGAUCUGUUCCUGGAAUUCAGCAGUGGCCUUAUCAAGCUGUUGCACGUGCCUUAGAAAUAAUCCCAAAGACUCUUGUCCAGAAUUGUGGUGGCAAUUCAAUUAGAACUUUAACUGCUUUAAGGGCAAAACAUGCUGCAGAUUCUAAUACUUGGGGUGUUGAUGGAGAAAGUGGAAAAAUAGUUGAUAUGAAUGAAUUUGAUGUUUGGGAUCCUGUAUCUGUUAAGCUACAGACUUACAAAAGUUCAAUUGAGACUGCAAUCCUACUAUUACGGAUUGACGAUAUCGUUUCAGGCAUGAAGAAAAAAGAUGAAAAAGCUCCGGGUAAACGCGAAGAUUAG
Trichoplax adhaerens is the source of this 1614-nucleotide messenger RNA. RefSeq lists its product as uncharacterized. The transcript has 18 exons. The coding region runs from base 1 to 1614 and encodes 537 amino acids. Gene Ontology annotation, cellular component: chaperonin-containing T-complex. Gene Ontology annotation, molecular function: ATP-dependent protein folding chaperone; ATP hydrolysis activity; ATP binding. Gene Ontology annotation, biological process: protein folding. Lineage: Eukaryota; Metazoa; Placozoa; Uniplacotomia; Trichoplacea; Trichoplacidae. The record is from RefSeq and is a predicted model, not a curated record.